Molecule: messenger RNA, 1309 nt
Organism: Ixodes scapularis (black-legged tick)
Lineage: Eukaryota; Metazoa; Arthropoda; Arachnida; Ixodida; Ixodidae
Product: WD repeat domain-containing protein 83
Exons: 1
Coding region: 194-1159 (321 amino acids)
Biological process (GO): mRNA splicing, via spliceosome
Cellular component (GO): catalytic step 2 spliceosome
Molecular function (GO): protein binding
Source: RefSeq, a predicted model, not a curated record
AGCGUCAAAAAGCGAAGCGUAGAAGAGUCGUUUAUUUCUCGCCGUUCUUUGGUUCGUUUGCUACCCACGCUCGCAUGCUUCGCGCAGUUCGGGCAGGUCAUCCGCUGCUUUUAAAACGGGAUGGAAUACCAGCGCCGCACAUAUCAUGCAUAAACUGGCUUGAAAGUUCACAGUAAGCUCUAGCUUUGUAGCAAUGGCUGCAAUUCCGACAGAGAACACCAAGCAGCUCGACUGCAAGCAGGGUGCAGUCCGCGUCGUCCGCUUCAACGCAGACGGCAACUACUGCCUAACCGGUGGCAACGACCGGACUGUCAAACUAUGGAACCCAUUCCGCGGUGUCCAACUCCAGAGCUACAUGGGCCACGGAGGCGACGUCAUGGACGUGCGGGGCUCAUGCGACAACGCCUCGAUUGCGUCCGUCAGCGGGGACAAGUCCGUCAUCCUCUGGGACGUAACCACAGCCAAAAGCGUCCGCAAGUGGCGCGGCCACGCCGGCUCCGUACAAGCCGUCUGCUUCAACGAGGACUCCUCCGUCGUCAUUUCCGGUUCUGUGGACGGCAGCGUCCUCUGUUGGGACACGCGGAGUCGUACCAGGGACCCCCUGCAGGCCCUCAAGGAAGCCAGGGAUGCUAUAACGAGUGUUCUGGCAACUGAUCACGAAGUGGUGAGUUCGUCCCUGGACGGCUGUCUGCGACGGUACGACCUCCGCUUGGGCCGGAUGGCUCAAGACACUCUUGGGAUUCCUGUGACCAGGGUCCAGCUGACUCGAGAUGGACUCUGUCUUUUGGCCAGCUGCCUGGGCGGCCCAGUCAGGCUUCUGGACAAAGUGACCGGACAGUCCUUGCAGGAGUUUACGGGACACAAGAACGCUCAGUUCUAUCUGGAUUGUGUCCUCAGUCAAGACGAUGCCCACGUGUACUCUGGGUCUGAGGACGGAGCCGUCUGCUGCUGGAAUCUGGUAGAAGGGAAGCUAGUGGAAAGGCUACGACAUCCAACGACGGCGCCCGUGCACUCUCUUUCGCAGCACCCGAGCAAGGCCAUACUUCUAACGGCCACUCGGGGGCUGGUGUACCUCUGGGAAGCUCCCCAACCUGCCGAAACUGCAGACGCGCGACAUAAACCAGAAGGCAGAGGACUGUCGGUGAUGCAACCGUGGUGAGGACACUGUGCAGUGCAAAUAUGCCGUGCCAAACUUUUGCAGUGGCCACCAUGGGACCCGUGUGGACAGUGCAAAAAGUUUAAGCUUGCAUAAUUAGGACAUGAAACAAGUAUUCUUGCAAUUAAAUGCUCAUGGGCUACUUAGUAUAUA